UUAAAGACUCAAGUUAGGGUUUUCCAAAAACGAGAGCUAACCCCCACCAGACAAAAAAAAGAUGGAGGAACCGAGCAUCAGUGAGUUCCAAGAUGAGUUGAUCCUGAAGAUAUUCUCAUUGCUUCCGCUUUAUGAAGAGAGCAUUGCAACACGUCUCUUAAACAGAUUACGAAUGGAGGGUCCAUGGAAACUGGUGCCGAAUGUCAGCGUGUUUGAUGAUUCAUAUAAGAGUUUUGUGAACUUUAUGAGUUUUGUUUACGCAUCUUUGUUGUUCAACGAGUCUCAAAUUCUAGAGAGGUUUCAUCUCAUGCUUAACCAGAAAUAUUCAGCUUCAGACAUCAACGUUUUGGUUAAAUUUGCGGUUAACCGGUCCGUGAGAAAGCUGAGGAUUCAGACGUUUGAGAAUACCCUAGAACUGCCGAGUUGCUUGAGUAGUUGCGUAACCCUCAAGUCAUUGAUACUCCGUCAACUAAGCAUCGAGGUUGUUCCUUCUUGCUUUCGCUUGCCAUCUCUCAAAAGUCUCCACCUUUUCUCGGUCGAGUUCUCAGGUGACGUGUCUCUUGCAAGUCUUUUACAAUCGUGUCCGGGUCUUGAAUACUUGGUUGUAAGGGAUGUGAAGUUCAAGACUGUUCCGCGUUGGUUUCAGUUGUCCUCUCUGAGAAGCCUGCACCUUCUUUCGAUCUCGGGCUGCGAAUCUGUUGCAAGUAUGUGCCCUUUUCUUGAAGAUUUGGUUGUGAAACAAUCCCAAGUAUUCAAUCAUUAUGAGCCUACUUUGAUCACUUGCAGAACACUAAAAACAUUGAUACUCCGUGAACUAACUAUCAGUGUUGUUCCAGCUAUGUUUUGCUUGCCAUCACUCAAAACUAUGCACCUUUUAUCUGUUGGGUUCACGGGAGGCGAAUCAGUUGCAAGUCUUUUACGAAUAUGCCCUGUUCUUGAAGAUUUGGUUGUGAAACAAACACAAGUAACCCAUAGUAACGAGUGUACUCUGAGUAGUUGCAGAACACUAAAAACGCUGACGCUCAGUGAACUAAGUAUCAAGGUGGCUCUGCCUUGGUUUCGCUUGCCAUUGCUCAAAACUCUGCACCUUUUAUCGGUCAAGUUCGAAACUAUUGCAAGUUUCUUACCAAUUUGCCCGCUUCUUGAAUAUUUGGUUGUAGACCAAUCCAAAGAAGACGGCAGUGUGGUGUUCAAGGAAGUUCCGCAUUGGUUUCGCUUGCCAUCGCUCAAGAGUCUGCACCUUUUAUCGGUCAAAUUCUCGGGGGACGAUUCAGUUGCAAAGCUUAUACGAAAUUGCCCGGUUCUUGAAGAUUUGGUUAUAAACAAAACCAGAGAUGACAAUGUGAUGAUAUUCAACAUCAAGGCAUUUUCAUUGAGGAGCUUGUCCAUCGAUAACUCUAUAGGGAACGUUAAGAAGAAUCAUGGGUUUGUGAUAAAUGCUCCUUCUUUGGAGAAAAUGGACUUUAAAGAUACAUUCAGUAACUUUCUAGUGUUUGAACAUAUGCCAGAGGUGACCGAGGCUAAUGUCCAGGUUCUUUGUGGCCAUUCUAACAUGUUCAUAGGAUCUCUUACCUCAGCCCGUCUUCUCUCUCUAUGUUGUCUAUCUUCAGAGACUCCAUAUCCUAGUGGCACUACUUUCCCUUAUCUUGAACAUCUAGAGCUAUGUACACGUUGUGCCGGAUGGGCCAAUCUACUUUUUUGUAUACUUAAAGACGCUCCAACACUCAAAUAUCUCAAGCUUAAGCCGCAACAUGGUGCCCAUUACAAUGGUCCGAUGAUCCUAUGGAAGAAAACAACAGCUGUUCCGGAAUGUUUAUCGACGCAUCUUGAGAUCAUGGAAUGGAGACAAUAUGAAGGCACAAAGCACGAGAGGAAUGUGGCUGCGUACGUGCUAGCAAACGCUACUUGUCUAAAGAGGGCGACCUUCUCAACAAGAUGUAGAAACAAACAUCAUCGCAGGCUCAGAAAGUUAAAGAAACUGAACAGAGUUUCAGAGACAUGUCAGUUAUUGUUUAACUAAACUCUUUUGUGAUGGUGUGUGUCUCUAGAAGACCUAUGAGUUUCUUAAGGUCCUCUUACAUUUUUCUCUGACUUUAUUUU
Molecule: messenger RNA, 2100 nt
Organism: Brassica rapa (field mustard)
Lineage: Eukaryota; Viridiplantae; Streptophyta; Magnoliopsida; Brassicales; Brassicaceae
Product: putative FBD-associated F-box protein At5g56560
Source: RefSeq, a predicted model, not a curated record